Messenger RNA from Hyla sarda, 1963 nucleotides. Its product is annotated as oocyte zinc finger protein XlCOF6.1-like. Gene Ontology annotation, biological process: regulation of transcription by RNA polymerase II. Lineage: Eukaryota; Metazoa; Chordata; Amphibia; Anura; Hylidae. The record is from RefSeq and is a predicted model, not a curated record. Gene Ontology annotation, cellular component: nucleus. Bases 223 to 1794 code for a protein of 523 amino acids. The transcript has 4 exons. Gene Ontology annotation, molecular function: DNA-binding transcription factor activity, RNA polymerase II-specific; RNA polymerase II cis-regulatory region sequence-specific DNA binding.
UCAGUACUAUACAUAGACACACAGGUUCUCUUGUUUCCACACUCUGCUCUGUUAGGACCUGAUAUCAACCUGGAUGAUAUAUAUAAAGUGAGGUUUUAUAUGUGACAUAUGAUGUGGCCCCUGUAUGAUUUAGGGCCCCUUCUUCUCCCAUAAAGGCUGCAGCAGGACUAUUCUCCUCCAGCUGAUCCAGGUGUCUCCUCUUCUCCUGAAUGACCCCCAAGGAUGGACAAGGACAGGAAUGAGAUGACUAAGAGAAUAUUACACUUCACCUUGGAGAUCCUCCACCUGCUGACCGGAGGGGAUUACACCAUAGUGAAGAAGACAUGGGGGGAGUGUGUGGCCCCCAGCAGCCAUCUCCAGGAGUCAGGAGGAUGGAGCAGGACCCGCGGCCCCAUCACCGAGCCUUCACCUCACUCACUGAUACAUGAGGAGAAGAUCCUAGAACUCACCCACAGGAUCACUGAGCUGCUCACUAGAGAGGUUCCUAUAAGGUGUCAGGAUGUGGCGGUCUAUUUCUCCAUGGAGGAGUGGGAGUAUGUAGAAGGACACAAGGAUCUGUACCAGGACAUGAUGGAGGAUCACCGGCCCCGAACAUCACAAGAAAAUCCCAGUAAGAAUUCUGAGGGAAACUUCAUGUUAUCCCUGAAUAAUAAAGGAGAUGGAGAGAUCGUGGAGCGCUCCUCAGGACAAGAUGGAGAGAUCAUGGAGCGCUCCUCAGGAGAAGAUGGAGAGAUCAUGGAGCGCUCCUCAGGAGAAGAUGGAGAGAUCAUGGAGCGCUCCUCAGGACAAGAUGGAGAGAUCAUGGAGCGCUCCUCAGGACAAGAUGGAGAGAUCAUGGAGCGCUCCUCAGGAGAAGACCUCCUUACCCCUAAUGUCCAUCCAGAUCUAUCAUAUAAUAAUCCCCCUGAUCAUGUGGAACCUUCUCCUGACCAACCACACAUUGUUACCACAAGGACAGAUCCAAAAAAUGAAGAUUAUCAUUGUGAUGAAUGUGGAAAACAAUUUAUUAAAAGAUCAGGUCUCAUUACACACAGAAAAAGUCACUCUAAAAAGGUGUAUGUGUGUUCAGAAUGUGGGCAACGCUGUAUAACGCAAUCACACCUUGUUAUACAUAAAAGAAGUCACACAGGAGAGAAACCAUAUUCAUGUUCAGAAUGUGGGAAAUGUUUUACGAGUAAAUCACAGCUUGUAAUGCAUGACAAAAGUCACACAGGCGAGAAGCCGUAUUCAUGCAAAGAAUGUGAGAAAUGCUUUAAACGUCAAUCACAUCUUGUAUUACAUGAGAGAAUUCACACAGGUGAAAAGCCAUAUUCAUGUUCAGAAUGUGGGAAAUGUUUUACAAGUACAUCCGAUCUGGUUAUGCAUGAGAGAAGGCACACAGGGGAGAAGCCCUUUUCAUGUUCAGAAUGCGGGAAAAGCUUUAAACGUAAAUCACAUCUUGUUAUACAUGAGAGAAGACACACGGGAGAGAAGCCGUAUUCAUGCUCAGAAUGUGGGAAGUGUUUUUCAAGUAAAUCAAACCUUGUUAUCCAUGAGAGAAGUCACACAGGAGUGAAGCCAUAUUCAUGUUCAGAAUGUGGGAAAUGUUUUACAUAUAAAUCAGAUCUUGUUAUACAUAAGAGAAAUCACACAGGGGAAAAGCCGUAUUCAUGUUCAGAAUGUGAGAAAUGUUUUACAAGUCAGUCACAUCUUGUUAAACACGAGAAAAGCCAUGUUCCUGUUCAGAAUGUGGGAAAUGUUUUUUUAAAUAAAUCGCAAUUUUCUGGACAUGCGAGAAUUCACACAGGAUACUGAUCGCUGCCAAGGAGUACAGUGUAGUCAGGUGUCUUUAAACACUUCUGCUUUAUGUUGCAUUUAUGUUUUUUGAUGCUUUGUAUCAUUGUUUCUUUAUCCAUGUUGAUUAAUAAAUUACAAUUUUUGUGCAUUCUAUUGUGAUUUGUGUGCAAUUCAUAUGCCAGCUGUU